Messenger RNA from Orbilia oligospora ATCC 24927, 1254 nucleotides. RefSeq lists its product as uncharacterized. Lineage: Eukaryota; Fungi; Ascomycota; Orbiliomycetes; Orbiliales; Orbiliaceae. The coding region runs from base 1 to 1254 and encodes 417 amino acids. The transcript is spliced from 2 exons. The record is from RefSeq and is a predicted model, not a curated record.
AUGCCGCGUACUAAUCCCUCCCAAGGAACCCGCUCCUCAGGCCGUUUCAACGUCUCAGAUCUCGUCGAAUCCGAUCCCGACGCGCCUUCUCCCUCCUCCAAAUCCCUCAAACGCAAAGCUUCUCCCGAACGUUCCUCGAACGAUUACUCCCCAUAUCCAACUCCCGAUCAUCUCCCCUCCAAACAAAACCGCGCCUCCGCGUCCCCCGCCCUCUCCGCCCUCCUAAAUGGUUCCCCUCCGUUACGUCCCACCCAGGGUUCUCCGAUCACAAAUCCUCCUCCAUCUUCCUUAACCCCUCCGACUAUCAAUGCUUCCCUCUCUUCUACUACUGCAACAACAACAACAACUGCUACAACAGCAACGACAACUACUCUAUCCCCCCCGCAACCCAAAGCAAUCACCGAAAUCACAAAAUCCUCAUCUUCAAGCUCAAAACGCACAUCAACUGGAGCUGCUGCUUCGGCAACCUCCGCCCCCGCUUCUCCAAAACCCGCCUCUCGCACUACUGCUGUUGUCGCCCCGGCUAUCGCAAAAUCAGGUGGCCUGUUAGCUGGUACCUUCGGAGACGUAGCAUUGGGCGAUGACGACCCGGAACCACCAGUCCCCACCGUCGUCCUUCAAAUCUCCCUCAAUGGCGAAACAAAUAAAUAUAUCGACGUCUCGAAACUAGCUGAGGAAAAAUACGGCUGGGCAGCUUUGAAUCCGCGUUUAGCACGCGCCAAACUCAGACCCGAUGCUUCGGGCGAUGAAGCCAUGAUGGAUGCUUCCGAAUCGGAAUCUGCAAUGGAAGAUAAACUCGUCGGAAUGGCCAGUGAUGCUGGCAUGAGUGGAUUGGAUGGCAAGGAUAAACCUAAAAAGAGAAAGAGAAGGGUUGAUGAAUAUUACGAUGCCAAUGAUCCUUUUAUUGAUGAUUCCGAGAUGUUGUGGGAGGAACAGGCCGCUGCUAGUAAGGACGGUUUUUUCGUCUACAGCGGUCCAUUGGUCCCCGAGGGCGAGAGACCGCAGAUUGAGAGAACCAACGGCGGACCCCCCAAACGAGGCCGUGGACGCGGAGGAAGAGGCGCAGGAACCGGUCGUGGCGGUGGAACCACAGGGAAAGCCACCGCACCCCGAAAACCCCGCGUCACCAAAGCCGUCAAAGAGAAGAUGGAGAAGGAAAAGGAAGAAAGAGAGAAGACAGCACUCAAGAUGGCAGCUGCAGCUGCCCAAACGGCGGUUCCACCAACUCAAGGACCUAGACCUGUUGCCGUAUAA